CAAUAUGGCGGUGUUUGGCACAAAGACCUUUGGGGAAAAACCAAGACCCUUUCAAAUAGAGGAAGAUGGCGAGUUUUAUUACAUUGGGUCAGAGGUUGGGAAUUAUCUCCGAAUGUUCAGGGGGUCUUUAUACAAGAAGUAUCCCUCCAUGUGGAGAAGACUUCUUACUGUGGAAGAGAGGAAGAGGAUCUCUGAGCUAAACACUGGAGCCCCAUCUUUAGCCACAAACAUUACACUCCUGAAGGCUAGUGAAGUUGAUGCCAUCUUUGAAGGAAAUGAUGAUAUGUUUAAAACUGUCUCAAUCAACAGUGACUCAUCUUACCAAAUAAACAGGGAUUAUAAAUCCAAGAGGAACAACUGGGUACCCACAGUUCCUAGCAGUUCACAUCAUUUAGAUGCUGUUCCAUGUGCCACCCCAAUUAACAGGAACAGACUUGGGAAAAAACAAGUGCGGACCUUCCCCAUGUGUUUUGAUGAUACAGAUCCUGCCAGUAUUCAUGAUAAUGCCAAUCUACAGGAGCAGCUGGUCCCCAUCCGACUAGACAUGGAGUACGAAGGCCAGAAACUCAGAGACUGUUUCACAUGGAAUAAAAACGAGAGCCUGAUUACUCCUGAACAGUUUGCAGAAAUCUUGUGUGAUGAUUUAGAUCUGAACCCAAUCAACUUCAUCCCAGCCAUCUCACAGGCCAUCAGACAACAAAUAGAGGCUUACCCACAGGAAAACUUGUUAGAUGAACAAAAAGACCAGAGAGUGAUACUCAAGUUAAAUAUACAUGUAGGCAACAUAUCUUUGGUCGACCAGUUCGAAUGGGACAUGUCGGAACCUGAUAACUCGCCAGAAGAUUUUGCCAAGACCCUGUGUGCAGAACUGGGCCUUGGUGGAGAAUUCAUUACAUGUAUAGCUUAUAGCAUCAGAGGCCAAUUAAGUUGGCACCAAAGAACUUAUGCAUUUAGUGAACAGCCUUUGCCCAUUGUUGAGGUAGCCAUUAGGAACCAGAAUGAGGCAGAUACUUGGUGUCCAUUCUUAGAAACACUAACAGAUGCAGAAAUGGAAAAGAAGAUCCGAGAUCAAGAUAGAAACACAAGGAGGAUGAGGCGGUUGGCCAACACAGCACCCUCUUGGUAGGGAUUUCAGUCCAUGUCUCACCUGAAUCACAAUUCUGCAUUAACAUGUCGUAUUUGAGAAGGAGUGUGUGAAACAUUGAUUUUGAUUGUCGACUUUCAAAAAUGUUUUUUGUUUGUUUCAAGUGGUGCUAUAAAGCAAUUUUGAUAUCAUUUCAUGCGUUGCAUAUAUUUCAUUCAUCUGCCAUCAUUUAUGUUGAGAGAGAGAAGGAGAGAGUGUAAUUGUUGUGAUGUGUAUAAGUAAUAAAAAUGAUAUACACUGGA
This is a messenger RNA of Saccostrea echinata, 1386 nucleotides long. Its product is annotated as SWI/SNF-related matrix-associated actin-dependent regulator of chromatin subfamily B member 1-A-like. The transcript is spliced from 10 exons. Gene Ontology annotation, molecular function: transcription coregulator activity. Gene Ontology annotation, biological process: chromatin remodeling; regulation of transcription by RNA polymerase II. Bases 5 to 1126 code for a protein of 373 amino acids. The record is from RefSeq and is a predicted model, not a curated record. Gene Ontology annotation, cellular component: nucleus; nuclear chromosome. NCBI's taxonomy places the organism in Eukaryota, Metazoa, Mollusca, Bivalvia, Ostreida, Ostreidae.